Messenger RNA from Triplophysa dalaica, 2939 nucleotides. It is a transcript of the gene ddi2, whose product is annotated as DNA-damage inducible protein 2. Lineage: Eukaryota; Metazoa; Chordata; Actinopteri; Cypriniformes; Nemacheilidae. Gene Ontology annotation, molecular function: aspartic-type endopeptidase activity; protein binding. The record is from RefSeq and is a predicted model, not a curated record. Gene Ontology annotation, biological process: proteolysis. The transcript has 4 exons. The coding region runs from base 208 to 1908 and encodes 566 amino acids.
CCCAGGUGCAGAUUGAAGGAGAUUUCCUUCCUUGCUCUUUCUCCAUUUUGGAGGAUCAACCUAUGGACAUGCUGCUAGGACUCGACAUGCUAAAGAGACACCAGUGUUCCAUCGAUUUAAAGAAAAAUGUCCUCCUGAUUGGGACGACGGGGACGGAGACAUGUUUUCUCCCUGAGGCAGAGCUGCCCGACUGUGCCCGGCUGGCAUAUGGGCCAGACGGACGAGACGAAGCCCGACCUGAGGAGAUUGCAGACAGAGAGCUGGCAGAAGCAAUACAAAGAUCUGUGCAAGACAGUGCAGGACAGCACUGAUGUCAUAUGGACAGACAGCCGGAGAGGGCUCUACCCACCAGAUAUUGAAGACGGAAAAACUACCUCACCACAAUCCCUGCCAUUUAAACAUCCCCUCAACACACCUGCAAGUACUUCAGCGUCAAGUCACCCUAGUCUUAUCCUAGACCGUUCCAAGUCGGUCCCAGUCUCUAUUAACCAGGGACCGUCCCCAAUCAAUACUCCCACACCUGAAUCAAUUGAAUCUUCUCUUCAGCCCUUGAAAGUGGGUGAACCCUCUUCAGAUCCCCCUGAUGCCACCUUCAGACCUCGGUCCCAGGGACUAGCUGAUUCCACAUCAUCUUGCUUUAAGAAAGAUGCAGAUGCUCCUGUCACAAGCACUCUUCCCUCUCAGGAACCAUUUACCAAUACUGUGUCAGAGAACAACGAAGCGACAUGCAGCGUUAUUUCAGUAGAUUCUAUAGAUAUGGGGAAGAAUAGCACUUCCUCUGUAUUAGCAGAAUCUCUUACUCUUUUUAACCCAAGCUCACAGACACAGGAUCAGGAAGUGGACAUGGACGUUACCACAAAUGCAGAAUCUCAAAUCAAAUUAGAAACUGCCCGUGACUUCACUCAUCAGCUUCAGAGAGAGGAAGAUAUGGAAGAUGUUUCAGGGGCUCAACCACAACUCAUGCAUGUUCCAGAUAUGAACCUUCAACCCUGUCAUUCUAAACUAGCAACCUCUUCUGAGCACGCUCCUGUCCAUUCAGACUCUGGAAAGAGUACAGAGAGUGGGCUAGUCCUUGAAAUAGACCAGCGGGAGGCGGAUAGCAACCCAUCCCUGGCUCAGGCUCUUAAGGAGCUCCAUAAUCUUUUGAUGUCUAACAGUAGCCCUCAAGGUUGUGGAAGGAGCCCGCUGUCGGAUCUUAAUACUCCAACACCUAGACAGGAUGCUGACGAGGUUGCACAGGAUCCUGCUGCAAGAAACUCAUUCAUGCUGGACCCAACUAGAGACGCGAUGUGUAUAACUGCCACAACAGAUGACACGGAGGAUGGUGUUGCCAAAUCUGACUUGACUUCUCAAUCAGUGGGGGAGAUUCCGGAUUUACCAACGUCAAGCAAUCCAAGGAACCUAGAGAACCAAACUACAAGACUUGUUGAUGAACAAAAGAUGCAGUGCCCACUUACCCCUGAAGAAAAUCAGGAUCUUACUAAUAAGGACGAUUUUGGCUUGUCGAUAUUCAAGGAAGAUCAUGAUGUUAGACAGUUCCAUAAAGGUCAGCAAAAGCAGAACAUUGCAGAUGAAAACACCUCAGGCAUUGACACCUUCAACUCAGCUGACCCGUCUCAGCAGCACCCCCUGUCUGUAGCAUCUGGCUCAUCAACCGAUUUCAACCUUGAGCCUGUUGCAUCACCUCAUCCUCAAACAAAAGCCCCUGACGUGGAUUCUUCACUUGGGGACUCCAUCCAGCCUGGACCACAGCCCUCAAUGGGACAGUUUCCACUAGAGCACAUUCAGAGGAUCCAGGCAUUGGGGUUCUCUGUCAACGAGGCUGCAGAGGCACUGGAACAGGCUCAAGGCAGCGUGGAGAUUGCCUUACUGAUGCUGCUAGCAAGAAAGAUCACUGUGCCCACCUAGACUCACAAUCAACUGGUGGUGGCAUCAGUUAACAUAUGAGCCUUUUUCAUCAUGUGGUUUCCUUUAGCGGUCCUCGUUGUUUUGUACUUGAUGGUCUUAUUGUGGCUCUUUGCCAACAACAUGCAUCGAUUUUUCGAGAAGCUGGCCAUAUUUCCCUUUUAAUGGAACGCUGUCUUUUUUAAGAGGUUUGCAUGUUGACUCAAAAGUUCCUCAUUGAUUUUCGCUUUAUUGGUUUGAAUUGAAUCAAUGUGAUACACUGUCAGACAUUUAACAGGAAUAGAAAUAGUUUACUUCAACCUCAUUCAUACAACAACUGCAUGGUUUUUAGAUGUGACCUUGAACGGAAAACUCAAGAUCAAGAUACGAGCUGUUGGUAAACUGCUAGAACAUCCAUUACAGAGUCAUAAUUUCAAUUGGCAAUAAUCUGAGGUCUUUUCUCUUGAAUUGUUAUUUUAUUUGAUGGUUGCCAAUCCUGUAUAACUUGACACGUUUUCAAUAGGUUGCCUUUGAAAAUUAUUAAAGUGUAGACUUUACCGUAACUUUUGUAUGUGUUCGUAAUCCAUCUUUGACAUAUAGUUGUGAUUUGUGUACUGACAUAUGAGAACAGCUGAGUGUGAAGGUAUGAGAACACUUUGGAGCGCUUUUAUCAUCUGUUGCGUAUCUUUUAAUCAGAUUCUUGAUUUAGUGGUAGUGUUUUAUAUUGUGUUUUUGAGAGAAUUAAAAGAUAAGUUGAUGGCGACAACCAGUCUAUGGAAAGAUUUAUUUGUUUAUCUGCCCUCAAGAGCAGCUACCACUACAUUUUGUUGGGUUGUCUGUUAUCUCUUAUUUGUUGUCCUUUGUCUAGACUGUUUCGAUUUUAGCAAAACCCUGACAUGCCCUUUUCAGCAGUCUGUACUGUUUUGUCAUGUCUACAUGUAAUUUUUUUACUGUAAUCUCUGAGUCAUAUAUCAAUUGAGUUCAAUCUAUUUGAAAACUAUUACAUCUUGUAUACAGUUUAAAAACCAAAUAAAAUAAAAAAGUGAUUCUUUAUA